Messenger RNA from Nothobranchius furzeri (turquoise killifish), 738 nucleotides. RefSeq names its product small integral membrane protein 26. NCBI's taxonomy places the organism in Eukaryota, Metazoa, Chordata, Actinopteri, Cyprinodontiformes, Nothobranchiidae. The record is from RefSeq and is a predicted model, not a curated record.
ACUACAUCCGGGUUAGCAUCAUGGCUGCGCUCUGAGGGCGAUCGCUAAAAGAACUGCAGCUGGUUUUGUGUUGAUUUGGCAGCAGCGGGUUAACAAAGGCGGCAUCAUGUUUAAGGACGUGAUGAAGUGGAACACCAGGAUGUCUGCCGUCUACGCGCUGGGCAUCUGGACCAUGGUCGGCUCCUACGCUUAUAUAAAAUAUACUUCCCCCAAAGAUGACGUUUCAGCUCCGGUAGAAGAAGAGCCAGACGAUCCAAACAAGCACAUCUACCAGGGCAAACACCUCAGAUCUGUCGUUAUCUACAAGAAAGACUUUGUUCCAUACUCCACGAGGAUUUACAAUUUCAUCAAGUCCUUCAGUGAAGGAACAGAAUCCAGACCUGGAGCCGCAUCUGGACCUGGACAAGGAGACAAAUAGCUUUAAGGGGUUCUGUUGAGUGAUUCUGUUUUCAUCAGGACGUCAUUGCUGCACCUUAAGAUAUGUUCAACAGCUGAACAAGUCUCCAAGCCGCUGAAAUGUUCGGACAAAUAUUUCAGAGACUUAAGAACCAGAAACAUUCAUGUUAUUCAAUAAACUUCUACAAAAUCUCUUGAUGAAAUCUGUUUCUGACUAUUGACUUCUUUAUGCAUCAAAAGCAAUUGUAAUAUCAUUGUAACAGUCUUAUGUCCAUCUAAAAAGCUUCUCUGCCUAAUGUUUUACUUCAUAUGUUUAAUAAAAGUUUAUAUGUUCUUCUCAUA